This is a messenger RNA of Trifolium pratense (red clover), 2037 nucleotides long. RefSeq names its product amino acid permease 4-like. Gene Ontology annotation, cellular component: plasma membrane. The record is from RefSeq and is a predicted model, not a curated record. The coding region runs from base 479 to 1927 and encodes 482 amino acids. The transcript is spliced from 7 exons. NCBI's taxonomy places the organism in Eukaryota, Viridiplantae, Streptophyta, Magnoliopsida, Fabales, Fabaceae.
CAAACCUUUUCUCUUGGUGCGGCCAUCAACAUCAAAGUAGCGGGAGUAGUCGUCGAACUCAGUGGAUGCUGGUUGGAUUUGGAUUUCUUCAUUUGCUUCCAAUACAGGUUGAAUUUCAUGCAGAUCUGCUUCCACUUCUUCAAUUUCGUUAUCUGCUCUUGGGGUUGCCAUCAUCAUCAAACAAGUAGGAGUAGGAGGAAUUCUUGUUGAACUGAAUUGUUGGACAAGAAGUGCCAAAACCGAGAGAGAGAAAAAAAAAUUAGACUAUAGCAUUCGUAGUUAUAGAUAGCAGAUGUCAAUGAUGUCAAUGAUGAAAUUCGUAGUUAAAGUAGACUAAUGAAGACCCAAUUUCAUCAUUGACAUCUGCUAUUUAUAACUACGAAUGCUAUAGUCUACUUUUUUUUUCUCUCUCUCGGUUUUGGCACUUCGUGUCCAACAAUUCAGUUCAACAAGAAUUCCUCCUACUCCUACUUGUUUGAUGAUGAUGGCAACCCCAAGAGCAGAUAACGAAAUUGAAGAAGUGGAAGCAGAUCUGCAUGAAAUUCAACCUGUAUUGGAAGCAAAUGAAGAAAUCCAAAUCCAACCAGCAUCCACUGAGUUCGACGACUACUCCCGCUACUUUGAUGUUGAUGGCCGCACCAAGAGAAAAGGAACAUUUUGGACAGCCACUGCUCAUAUCAUCACUGCUGUGAUAGGCUUAGGAGGAGUCCUUACAUUGACAUGGGCAAUGGCGCAGCUUGGGUGGAUCUUUGGACCGAUUGCAAUGGUCCUGUUCGCAGCCGUCAACUUUUACACUUCCAUCCUGUUAACACACUGUUACAGGAGAGAUGAAUCAGUUACCGGACGGACAAAUAGUUACACAUACACCGAUGCUGUCAGAAGAAAUGUCCAAAUUUGUGGCCUGUUUCAAUAUCUAAAUAUCUCUGGAAUUGCAAUUGGAUUCACAAUUGCUGCCUCAACUAAUAUGAUGGCCAUAGAAAGGACACAUUGUAUGCAUGUGAAUCAAAGAAAAGAUCAAUGUGAUGUAUCUAGGAAAUCUAGGAUGUACAUGAUAUUAUUUGGAUUGGUGGAAAUGGUACUUUCUCAUAUCUCAAAUUUAAAUAAAGUAUCAUGGCUAUCCAUAAUUGCAACUAUCAUGUCCCUCAUUUACUCUGGAAUUGGACUUGGUUUAGGCAUGGCCAAAGUAGCAGAACAUGGAACUCUUAAAGGUAGCUUAACAGGAAUUAGCACUGACACAAUCACUCACACACAGAAAGUAUGGAAGAGAUUACAAGCUUUAGGGGCAAUAGCUUUUGCAUACUCUUUCUCCAUCAUACUCAUUGAAAUUCAGGACACCAUAAAAUCUCCUGCCGAGCAAAGUACAAUGAAAAGGGCAGCUGUGGUGAGCAUUGUGAGUGUUACAGCAUAUUAUCUAUUGUGUGGGAGCAUAGGUUAUGCAACCUUUGGAGACUAUGCACCUGAAAACCUACUGGCCGGGUUUGGUUCCUUUUACCAUGACCGCCUAUAUUGGCUUGUCGACAUUGCCAACUUCACGGUUGUUAUGCAUUUGAUUGGGGCAUACCAGGUGUUUUCCCAACCACUUCUUGCGUUUGUCGAGAAUUGGGCUGCACAUAGGUGGUCUGGUAGUGAAGUUUUUACGGAGUAUGGACUGUCGGUAUUUCGUCCAUUAUGGAGGACCACCUUUGUUGUAUUCACAACCUGCAUGGCCAUGGCAUUUCCUUCCUUCAGAUAUAUAAUUGGAACAUUAGGAGCUUUCGGGUUCUGGUCCUUGGCUGUUUUUUUCCCGAUUACAAUGUACCUAUCAGAGAAAAAAAUUCGGAAAUGUACUAGAAGCUGGGUAGGACAUCAGAUGCUCAAUGGAAGUGUCCUCAUGAUUUCGAUACUUGCUGCUAUUGGAACGAUUGUAGGAUCGUUUGAUUUAAAUUGAAAACUAUUUGAUUGUAAUCAAUUUUAGAUUGUAAUUUCUGGUUUCAAUUUAAUGUUGUAAUCUCCCCCUUUGGUUAUGUAGAAAACAAAAAUCUGAACCAAAUCUUGUAU